GGAAAAAGUUGCGACUCCCCCACCCUCUGGAGAACGGACGUAAAAGUUAGUUGGAGUUUCACCGUGCGAGAAAACGGAGUAUAAUCAUACGAUCUAGAUGGGAUUAUCGUUGUUUUUAUCACGGGAAACUCCCUUCGCGUCUGUUGGAGUGGCGAAACGGAGCGGACAAGCCACUCGGGACCCAGCACCGUGUCGUGAGGAUGAGGAGGAUGAGGUCCGCUACUUUGGAAAGAUAAGGGCCGGCAUGUUGUUUGGGGAACCUUGUUAGUGACUAACGACUUAUUUUCGUGAAGUUUAGUGGGAAAUGCGCAGCAGUCACACCUGAAAGUUGUCGUAAAAACACUGGAACAGCUCAACUGAAUGCUCCCUUUCCUGCUAUUCUUCUCUACACUCCUCUUUGCUUCCUGCUUGUGGUGGGCCACUCUACUUAAUGGCUAAAUAUACUUAAAAACAGCUCUCAGAGUCCAGGCAGGAAACCUUUUUUCUUCUUCUCCAUCUUGUCUUUUCUUUCAUUUGACUCCUGGACUUCGAAACAAACGAGAAAAUGCGGGGACAAACCACUUUUUGACUAUUUUUUAAAAUCAUCUUUUAAGCCUGCAAGUUUACGUCCUAACAAAUCUAUUUCAAGACAACCCUUGGAGUGUAUUUAGGAAGCUUUUAGUGAAUAGCGAAUUUAGAGUAUUUGUAUUUGUAUUUGUAUUUAUUUUGAUCUCCAUUAGUUGUAACAAGUACAGCUACUCUUCCUGGAGUCUAGCCGGAUUGCCUUAAAGAAAUAUUGUUAUAUUUUUUCUUAUGUUUUAAACCCAAUGCUAGUUUUCAACUCUUAAAAGUUGCUAAAUACACACUCAGAGUCCAGUCAGGAAUCCUUUGAUUCAUUUUGUUUGUCAUUUUAGUGUCUUGGAUGGCAUUCUUUUCAAUCCUAGUCUAUUGGUAAGCCCCUUUAAAUUCAUCAAUAAUUAGAAUUUUAAAAAUUGUGAUUGAUUUUUUUUUUGGGGUCCUUCGUGUGACUGGGGGUUUUUUUGGGUCCCCAUUGUGACCGUUGCAUUGAAAUGGGUUAAAGGCUGUAGAAAAGCCAGAUUGAGAGCUUUUUUUGGGGGGUAUCGUUUACCAGUCGAGCUAGCUAGGCUAAAUGCCUUGAAAUACCUUAAAACUGAAUCCAAGUCCUUGACCUGGAGUUUAUGCUGUCGUUUUGAGUGUGCGACACUAACCGAGUAUUGGGAAAGCGUUAGCCACAUGACGUUGAGGAACGACCCCAAUUCUCGAGGUCUUAACCUGACCCGGACGAUGCGGCGUGGGUUGGUUUCACCAGUCGAUCCUCCCUGUUAAACGCUUCACUGGUCCCUGAUGAACCAACAAGACCGACGGGAAAGGGAGCGAGGCGCAAUAAAGUACUCCUUUGUACUUUAUUUUCAAACCCUCAGGGCGCAGAGUGAGAUUCGCUCGGAACGAGCGGGGAAGGCUCCAUGGAGCCGCUGAAGAACAUAUUCAGCCGAGGCCCGUUGUCCAACUGGAAGAACUUGGAACAAUCGCAAAAAGGCAAUUUCAGCAACCCAGUGUGGACAGCGUUGUUCGACUAUGAGGCGUCCUGCAAAGACGAGCUCACCCUGCGGAAAGGCGACCAGGUGGAGGUCCUCUCGUUGGACUCGGAGAUAUCCGGCGACGAAGGUUGGUGGGCGGGCAAGGUCAACAACAAGGUGGGCAUCUUUCCUUCCAAUUAUGGCUCUUUCAAGCCCAGCGGAUACGGGAAGCUACAGGGUAAUGCCGUGGUGGGCGAACUGGGCCCCGCCAUGGGCGGCGAGUUGGAACCCGCCGUGGUGAACUUCCGCGAACUGAGCCUUCAAGAGGUGAUCGGAGUGGGCGGCUUCGGGAAGGUGUAUCGCGGAACGUGGCGAGGCGCGCUGGUCGCCGUCAAAGCCGCCCGUCAGGACCCGGACGAGGACAUCAGCGUGACGGCGCAGAACGUCCGGCAGGAAGCGCGACUCUUCGCCAUGCUCACACACCCCAACAUUAUCGCCCUGAAAGGCGUUUGUCUGCAAGAGCCAAACUUGUGUCUCAUCAUGGAGUACGCCUCUGGCGGACCCCUGAGCCGGGCGCUGGCCGGACGACGCAUCCCGCCUCACAUCCUUGUCAACUGGGCCGUGCAAAUCGCUCGCGGGAUGCUCUACCUUCACAGCGAGGCCAUCGUCCCCGUCAUCCACCGAGACCUCAAGUCCAACAACAUCCUUUUGGCUCAGCCCAUCGAGAACGAAUGCAUGGAGGCUCUGACGCUCAAGAUCACUGACUUCGGCUUGGCCAGGGAGUGGCACAAGACCACCAAGAUGAGCACGGCGGGCACCUAUGCCUGGAUGGCCCCUGAGGUUAUCAAGUCCUCUACUUUCUCAAAGGGCAGCGACGUUUGGAGUUAUGGUGUUCUGCUGUGGGAGCUUCUAACGGGAGAGGCGCCCUACAAAGGGAUCGACGGGCUCGCCGUGGCAUACGGCGUCGCCGUCAACAAACUGACGCUGCCCAUCCCUUCCACGUGUCCUGAGCCCUUCGCUCAGCUCAUGUCAGAGUGCUGGGACCAGGACCCGCAUCGUCGACCCAACUUUGGAUCCAUCCUGGCCCAGCUGACGGCGCUGGAGCAGCAGGUGAAGGAGGAGAUGCCGCAGGACUCCUUCCACUCUCUGCAGGAGGACUGGAAGCUGGAGAUCCAGGACAUGUUUGACGAGCUGCGCGCAAAGGAAAAGGAGCUGCGGUGUCGUGAAGAGGAGCUAAAACGUGCGGCUCUGGAGCAGAAGUCCCACGAGGAGUUCUUACGGCAGCGCGAGCAGCAGCUAGCUCAGUGGGAGCAGGAUGUGUUUGAGCGCGAGCUCAGCCUCCUUAUCCUACACCUGAACCAGAACCAGGAGAAGCCCAACGUAAAGAAGCGCAAGGGAACAUUCAAGAAGCACAAGCUUAAAAGCAAGAAUGGCGAAAAGAUAAGCAUGCCACAAGAUUUCAUCCACAAGAUCACCGUGCAGGCAUCACCCGGGCUUGAGAAGAGGCGAAACUCGCCCGAUUUGGGCUCAGGCUCUUCACCGUCGUUUGGUCCGCGUUUCCGCGCCAUCCAGCUUAGUCCCAGUGACAACAGCAAAACAUUUGGUCUGAGUGCAGUUUGGCCCCUAGAGGUCCCAGCUCAUAAGCAGGCCAACGGAGAGCUGAAAUUGUGCCCUCACUGGAGGCCUCAAAGCCCUAAAAGUCCCAAAAGCCCCAAAGUCUUGCGCCUCAGUCCUCAGGAGAGCAGUUUGUCCAUGAGAGCCAAGCUGUUAGAGUCACACUGCAAUGAGAACGGAGAAGCUGCGGACGACUUUGAGGAGUACAGGCCCCCUACGCCGACCCUUUCCCUGGCCCACAAUGGCUCCUCAAUGAAAGACGGCCUGCGACUUCCCCUUCAGCAAGGAGACUCUGGCAGUGAAGAAGGAGGGUCUUCUCCCGCGGGCUCCCCCAGGCCGGACAGGGGCCCUCUCGGCCUGAUUAAGAACACCCACCAGGCUCUGCUAGGGACCGGCUCCCUCUUGGCAUCCAUAGGUUUAGGUCGAUGCUUGGACAUCUUGCCAAAAGUUCCCCCUCGAACGAACCCUCCGUCCCUCGAAGAGUGUGCGGCCUCCUUUCUGGAGGGCUCGCCCUCCAAGCCCCUUGUUCAGCAACCCCCCUUCGUGGACGACCUCAUCACCUUUGCCUCCUCCGAGCCGCUUUUGGAUUUAGCGUUGCGGUGCCAAGAACUGAAGCCGCCACCAAGCGCGGGAUGUCAACACCGGAUACGGCCGGACGCAAGUCUGGGGGAACGCGACCAGAGCUUCUUCGCCACCAACGGGAACGCAAAUUCCGAGAGCUCGGCACACAGAAGCCAGCAGAGGAGGAGGUCCAGUCCGAGCCUGCUCGGCUCCCAGCUAGUACUGGACCUGCCCUUGUGCCAAGACACGCAAGACUCUGAUGACAAGCCCCCCACACCGCGCACUCUUCAUCCCAAGGUGGCUCCCUGGAGCCGGCUGCAGGUCAACGUCAUCCCCCGACCUCGUCCGUCGCCUGUACGCCCCCGCAUCGAUGCUUGGAGCUUCAUCUCGGCAGGCGGCGGGACUCCAGGAGUCGGGCGUAGCCCGAGACGCUCGGACAGCGUCCCGCUGGGGUACCGGCCCUCCCCGACGAAUCCCUUCUCCAACUGCGACCCUUUCCCCUCGCCGGCUUGCGACCCCUUCGCCCUCAGAGCCGACCCGUCGUUCGCCCUGGACAAAACUUCGCCCUUCGAUCCCUUCUCUGCGCCUUUCCCCACCUCGCGUUCGGCGCCGUGCUCCGCCAACGGCUCGCCCACUUUGCCGUCAUUUCGCAUUGCGCCACUCAACCCGGCCGACUCGCCGCUCAUCGACCUGGGAUGGGCCGCCUGCGGCAAGCAACCGGACGGAACCAAAGAGCGAGCCCACCCCCGAAGGACUCUGGGGCUCAAACCCUUCAAGUCUCCUACUCAACUCCGAGACGACCGCUUCUGAAGUCCGCUCUCGACAAACGAGGACUGUUUACCGGGACCCUAUUUGUACCUCGACCUGCAAAAAACCAUUGAGGCCGCAAAUAUCCAGUAAAUCACUGUUUAAUAGAUGAAAAGCAGCAAUAUAGGGCGAGCAUACAAACAUUUUAUAGUUUUAAACUGAGCUUCAACAUGUGGGACCUCAAAGCAGAUAGGACAUGUUCAAGAACCAUGUUUUGUCACUCAGUACAAGGAAAGGAGCAACUUUUACCGCGCUUCGUAGGAACGCGUCCCCACAUUUCACAUUACACCAAAGAGUCAACAUUCAACAUGACCAGUGAUUUCCAUCAGUAAGAAUUAAAUUUAGGGGAGUGAGAGUGGAAGUUAGACUAAUGCGUUUGUGGUUUGGUUUUGAAAGUGUCAACUAGGAGUAGAAUAGAGGUGGAUAGAGUAGCUAAAAAUUUGACUCGGGUGGCGUUACUUCAAAAGAGUUUCACCAACGACACGUAGCAACAGUAAUCACAUGACUUCAUGAUACCCAUCAGACGCAAGCAAGGAUUUUAUUUGGCACAGCUUGACCAUGGAAAACCGCAAAUAUGAUCCUUUUAAUUUCACCAUGGGAAAUAUGUUUUCUCUCCGCGACCCUCGUGAGGAAUAAGCGGCAUGGAAAAUGAAUGAAUGAAUGAAAUAUGUUUUCUCCACUAGAGGGCACGCAUGCUCUUAGGCUGAAUGAUGCUUCAUUUCUCUAGAUUUUUUUUUCUUGCUGGAAUUCAAUUUUUUUGUGUGUAAUGUGGUUGUGUAAUAGUCUGCUUUGGCUACUCUACCCACUUCUGACUAUAACAUAUUACGUGACCAUAUUGGUUCCACAAAAAAAUCAUCGAAUUCCGACUCCAAAAAUCUACAGAAAUGAGACAUCACCUGUACACAGUCUUGGAGAAAAAUAUUUCCUACCAUGAAUUAAAAACAAUCAUAGCUCCGGUUUUCCGUGGUUUAAUAUGUUGAAUAAAGAGGACAAAUAUGACGUAGCCCGAUUAAGAGUAGCAUUUCUUCGUCACAAGUCUAGUCAAAGUAAAAAGUAUGGCAUGGUAAAACCUGUUAGAAGUACGUUUUUCUCCAAAAGUUUGCGUGACUGCCCACCUCUGAAUGUGACAAUAUGAUAUUAAAAAGCAAUACGUUUAUUGGAGAAGGUGUUCGACCAUGUCCUGUAGGGGUGCUGAGGAAGUACAGGGUACCGAGGCCCUUGUUACGGGCUGUUCGUUCCUGUACGACCCGUGCCGGUGUUUGGUCUGCAUUGCCAGUGUUAAAUCGAAUUGGUUCCCGGUGAGGGUUGGACUCCUCCAAGGUUGCAGUUUGUCGCUUGAAGAGGUCUAGUUCGGUGGCCGCAGCAUCUCUGCUUUUUGCAGUCGGAUGUGGUGCUGUUGGCGUCAUCAAACAGUGAUCUCCAACUCUCACUGGAGCGAUUCGCACCCGACUGUGAAGCAGUUGUGAUGAAGUUCAGCACCUCAAAAUCCUAGACCGUGGUCCUCAGUCGGAAAAGGGUGGCGUGCCUUCUUCGGGUCGGGGAUGAGAUCCUGCCCCAAGUGGCGGAGUUCAAGUAUCUUGGGGUCUGGUUCACGAGGGAUCGUUGCUAGGUCUGCAGUGAUGUGGACUCUGUACCGGUCUGUUGUGGUGAAGAAGGGGCAAGCUCGGUCAUCUGAGAGGGACUCUGGGUCAAGCUGCUCGUACUCUGUGUUGAGAGGAGCCAGUUGAGGUGGCUUGGGCAUCUGGUUCGGAGGCAUCUCCCUGGCGCAAGACCCCAGGGACAACCCAGGACACCCUGGAGAGUCUAUGUCUCUCGGCUGGUUUUGGGAUCGCACCGGAGGAACUGGUUGAAGAGCCCGCUCCGGGUUGGGGAUGAGAUCCUACCCCAAGCAGCGGAGUUCAAAUAUCUUGGGGUCUGGUUCAUGAGGGAUCAGUGCAAGGUCUGCAGUGAUGCAGACUCUGUACCGGUCUGUUGUGGUGAAGAAGGGGCGAAGCUCUUGAUUUACCAGUCGAUUUACGUUCCUACCUAUGAUGACGAGCUGUGGGUCGUGACAGAAAGAACAACAUCCCGGAUACAAGCAAGCAAUAUUAGUUCCCUCCGCAGGGUGUCCAGGCUCUCCCUUAGAGAUAGGGUGAGAAGCUCGAUCAUCUGAGAGGGACUCAGGGUCGAGCCGCUCCUCCUCUGUGUUAAGAGGAGCCAGUUGAGGUUGCUUGGGCAUCUGGUUCGGAUGCAUCCUGGACGUCUCCUGGCGCAAGAUCCCGUGGACCACCCAGGGCACCCUGGAGAGUAUGUCUCUCGGCUGGUUUUGGGAUCGUACUGGAGGAGCUGGUUGAAGUGCCCUCUCUGGGUCGGGGAUGAGAUCUUGCCCCAAGUGGCAGAGUUCAAGUAUCUUGGGGUUUGGUUUACGAGGGAUCGGUGCAAGGUCUGUACCAGUCUGUUUUGGUGAAGAAGGGACAAAGCUCUUGAUUUACCAGUCGAUCGACGUUCCUACUUACGGUGACGAUCUGUGCGUUGUGACCAUUAGUUUCCUCCGCAGGGUGUCUGGGCUCUCCCUUAGAGAUAGGGUGAGAAGCUCUGUCAUCUGAGAGGGACUCAGGGUCUAGCUGCUCCCCCUCUGUGUUGAGAGGAGCCAGUUGAGGUUGCUUGGGUAUCUGGUUCGGAUGCAUCCUGGACGUCUCCCUAGCUCCAGACCCUCGGGGACAACCCAGGACACCCUGGAGAGUCUAUGUCUCUCGGCUGGUUUAGGGAUCGCGCCGGAGAAGCUGGUUAAGGAGCACUCUCCGGGUCGGGGAGGAGAUCCUGCCUCAAGUGGCGGAGUUCAAGUACCUUGGGGUCUGGUUCUCAAGGGAUCGGUGCAGUGAUCCGAACUCUGUACCAGUCCGUUGUGGUAAAGAAGGAGCGAACCUCGAUUUACCAGUUGAUCUACGUUCCUACCUUCAUCUAUGGACACGAGGUGUGGGUCGUGACCGAAAGAACAAGCGAAAGAACCGGAUACAAGCGGCCGAAAUGAGUUUCCUCUGUAGGGUGUCAGGACUCUACCUUAGAGAUAGGGCGAGAAGCUUGGUCUUCCGGGAUGGACUCGAGUUGAGCCGCUACUCCUACGCGUUGAAAGGAGCCAGCUGAGGUGGCAUCUGGUUAUGAUGCCUCCUGGAGAGGUCCCAAAGGCACGCUGGAGACACUAUGUCUCUCGGCUGGCCUUGGGAUCCCGCCGGAGGAGCUGGGAGUCUGGGCUUCCUUGCUAAAGCUGCUGACCCCAGGUUAAGGUGCCCGGACUGAACACAUUACAGUAAAUAGAAUUGUAGCUUGCAUGUUAUAAAACUUGUAUAGUAAUAGAAAUAUACAGGGACGGGGUUCGGGAUAUUUAUGAAUGGCUUCUAUGUCACACACUGGAUCAAAAUGUCCUUUUCUCAGCGGCCUCGGACACAAUCUACAUCAGGAUGAUGUUUUCCACUGGACUUUUUAAACGUUUGGGUGCUUCUAAUGUCCAGUUCAUGACAAUCUCUCCAUUUAAGUAUAUUAGAAGAUGAUCUUGAGUUCGGUAGGGGUGUUGCACAAAAGUAGGAUUAAAAACAUCUGGGAUAAACGCUAAAAUGCCACUUGACCAGGAUUAAUUUAGCUUUAGCUUUUGUACAACCAAUGUGAGGCUUACAUUAGCCAAUGUUUCCAGACUUAAUCCCUUAUCCUGGUUUUGUGCAAUACCCCUCGGAUCUAAUUUGAUCUUAGAAGUGAAGCUGGACACGACUGAAGUCAUAUUCAUCUUUUGUCUGAUUUUUCUGUGUUUGUGUUUUUUGUUUGCUGAAUCAUGUUUUUUUUUUUUUUUUUUUUUUUUUUUUUUUUUUUUUUUUAAAUGUAUAUAAUUCUAUUUUUCUGUGACCUGCCAAUUUCAUGUGGUUUCAAAGAACGUAUGGAAAUCUCAGUCUGGGCUGGGCCUAAUUAACUCUUAUUGUUCUGUGUCAAGAAGAUUUAUUUCCCUACAACGUGUGUAAACGUGUUUUUAUUAUUUCUCGACUAUUACAAAUGGUUUAACCUGUGGAAAUAAACAACAAAAAAUAUGA
Corythoichthys intestinalis (scribbled pipefish) is the source of this 8554-nucleotide messenger RNA. Its product is annotated as mitogen-activated protein kinase kinase kinase 11. Gene Ontology annotation, cellular component: cytoplasm. Gene Ontology annotation, molecular function: ATP binding; protein binding; MAP kinase kinase kinase activity. Lineage: Eukaryota; Metazoa; Chordata; Actinopteri; Syngnathiformes; Syngnathidae. Bases 1464 to 4502 code for a protein of 1012 amino acids. Gene Ontology annotation, biological process: signal transduction; protein phosphorylation. The record is from RefSeq and is a predicted model, not a curated record. The transcript has 10 exons.